Molecule: messenger RNA, 2488 nt
Organism: Eutrema salsugineum
Lineage: Eukaryota; Viridiplantae; Streptophyta; Magnoliopsida; Brassicales; Brassicaceae
Product: pentatricopeptide repeat-containing protein At2g19280
Exons: 2
Coding region: 89-2200 (703 amino acids)
Molecular function (GO): protein binding
Source: RefSeq, a predicted model, not a curated record
CUCUCUCUGUCUCUUAUCUGCCUUUGCUUCUCUAUUCUCUCAUUGCCAGUAUUUCUCCGGACAGAUCAAAAUUAGGACAAGCCACUAAAUGCGUUCCUCUUUGUGGCAUUCACAGACAAGAAAACACAUAUUACUUCUUACCAGUCCCUGUUUAUGUGUGUUUCAAGCUCAAUUCUUAACCUUGAAUCAUUGGUUUACGAGAAGUAAAGCUUUUGGAUAUUUCUGGUCUAGGACCUUCUUUCUUCAGAGUGAUUCUGGUGAUUCAAUCUACUCUGGAUCAAGGAAUAAUGUUUCCAAUUCAGGUAUUUGUUUCAGUAAACCUUUUAGUGAAGACACUGAUACGAUUCUUGAGAAUGUCAAAGUCCCGAGUGAUUGUGUUGAAACUAUUAGAAAUGUUCUUAUGAAACACAGUUGGAUACAUAGAUUUGAGAGUGAAUUUAGUAUUGAGCUUGAUGAGUACAAAGUCAUCAGAAUUUUGGAUGAUUUGUUUAAGGAGACUUCGGAUGCAUCUAUUGCUCUUUACUUCUUCAGGUGGUCAGAGUUGUGGAUUGGUGCUGAGCAUUCUAGCAGAUCUAUCAGCCGUAUGAUUCAUAUUUUGGUAUCUGGAAACAUGAAUUUUCGAGCUGUAGAUAUGCUUCUCCGUCUGGUGAAGAGAUGCGGUGGAGAAGAGAGACCCUUGUGUUUACUUAUGAAUGAUAUUUUUGAAACUCGUAGUGAUCGUAGGGUUUUAGAGGCCGUGUUUUCUAUGCUGGUUGAUUGUUGUGUUCAGGAGAGAAAAGUAGACAUGGCCCUGAAACUAACUUACAAAAUGGAUCAGUUUGGCAUAUUUCCUUCAAGAGGUGUUUGCAUUUCGUUGCUCAAGCAAAUUCUACGGAUUCACGGGUUGGAGUUAGCUCACGAGUUUGUUGAACACAUGAUUAGUGGAAGGAGGCAUCUAAAUGCUGCUGUGCUUAGCCUAUUCAUUAGCAAAUACUGCUUUGAUGGUUGUUUUGAUAAAGGUUGGGAAUUGCUUAUAGGGAUGAAACAGUAUGGAAUCAGACCAGAUGUUGUGGCAUUUACAGUUUUCAUUCAUAGUUUAUGUAAAGCAGGCUUUAUGAAAGAAGCAACUUCUGUGUUGUUUAAACUCAAACUCUUUGGCAUCUCUCAGGAUUCCGUAUCCGUUAGUUCUGUUAUCGAGGGGUUCUGUAAAGUAGGAAAACCAGAGGAAGCCGUUAAGCUCAUUCAUUAUUUUCGUCUUAGACCAAACAUUUUUGUGUACAGUAGCUUUCUGUCAAAAAUAUGUAACGAGGGAGACAUGCUUAAAGCUUCCACCAUAUUUCAGGAGAUCUUUGAGUUGGGGCUCCUUCCUGACUGUGUUUCUUAUACUACCAUGAUCGGUGGGUAUUGUAAAUCUGGCAAAAUAGAUAAAGCUUUCCAAUAUUUUGGAGCUCUGUUAAAAAGCGGAAACCUACCGUCUCUAACGACGUAUACACUGCUUAUUGGUGGUUGCAGCAAGUAUGGAAAUGUAGGUGAUGCAGAAGCUUUGUUGCGGAAUAUGAAAACCGAGGGUUUGGUGCCUGAUGUUGUAACGUAUAACAAUCUAAUGCAUGGGUAUGGGAAGACUCAUCAGCUGAAUAAAGUUUUUGAGCUUGUUGAUGGGAUGAGAUCUGCUGGUAUCUCUCCAGAUGUUGCAACCUACAAUAUCUUGAUACAUAGCAUGGUCACUAGAGGAUACGUUGAUGAAGCAAAUGGUAUUAUCAGUGAGCUUGUUCGACGGGGAUUUGUUCCUGAUGCAUUUGCUUUCACUGAUGUGAUUGGUGGGUUCUCGAAGAAGGGAGAUUUUCAGGAAGCAUUUCUUUUGUGGUUCUACAUGGCUGAUCUUAGAGUGAAACCUGAUGUUGUAACAUGCAGUGCGUUAUUACAUGGCUAUUGUAGAGCGCAGAGAAUGGGGGAAGCUAUUGUCUUGUUUACUAAGUUGCUUGAUGUCGGGCUAAAGCCAGAUGUGGUUUUGUAUAAUACUCUCAUCCAUGGAUAUUGCAGUGUAGGGGAUAUUGAGAAAGCAUGCGAGUUGAUUGGUUCGAUGGUUCAAAAGGGAAUGCUUCCGAAUAAUAGUACUUAUCAAGCACUUGUCGUGGGGCUUGAGGAAAAAAGGUUUGUCAACUCAGAAAAGCAUGCAUCCAUGUUACUUGGAGAAAUUCUUUUGGCAAAUACUGCUAAGUAACUUUAUGUUUUUGGUGAUUAUUGGCUGCCUUUGUCUCAUGGCAAAAGUUUCAAAACUUUUGAUUUUGUUUAACAUGAGUGAGGAUGAGACUUUUAAAAGUCAUAUAUUGUAUCUACUUCAUUUAACAUCGUAAUUAUGUAUCUGUAUAAACUUUUUGUGAUAACAAUUGAAACUCACUAAUGGAUCGUCUCAUCCAAAUAUACAUUGAUAUUAAGACAUUACAAAAAAAUAAUAAACAACACAAACAAACAAAAAAAAAAAAACGCAGAGUAAAGAAGAAAAGAACCC